UCAAGUGAAGUCUCGCGGUGUUUAGACACCUUUCAGACAUCUUGCAUUUUUCAGUCUGAAAGAACGAAUUUAUAAAAUACCAUUGACUUCAUCGGGCCAAGCGAACCCGAAAUAACAGGGCCUUUAUUGUUGAUAUUCGUGACUUAUUUGUAUUUCGACCGAAUGCAUGUGAGGCUAUAGGUGGCUGAACCGAGAGCUCGUGUGCCAAACCACUGAGCGGAUUGUCUCUCCCGGGGCUCUCGAGCCGUAUUGUGCGUCAUUUUCAUAGCUGCAUCUUGUUUUUCUAUUGAGGCAACAUGGCAACUCCCGCCGCGGUCAAUCCAUCGGAGAUGGGCAGUGAGUUGCCGGGGCCCGUUACUAUGCCGGGGCGGUGGUGGGGGCGGGCCAAGUGAGGAUGGGCGGAGCCAUGCCGGGCCGCGGGGGCAAGAGGAGAUCCGGAGGGAUGGACUUUGAUGACGAGGAUGGGGAAGGACCCAGUAAAUUUUCAAGGUAUGAUGAUGAUGAUCAGAUACCUGGUGAUGAUAAGGAGAGAUAUGCCAGAGAGAACCACAGCGAGAUAGAGCGGCGUCGCCGUAACAAGAUGACCCAGUACAUCACGGAGCUGUCGGACAUGGUGCCCACCUGCAGCGCUCUGGCCCGCAAGCCAGACAAACUGACUAUCCUCCGCAUGGCCGUGUCCCACAUGAAGUCCAUGAGAGGGACCGGGAACACGUCCACUGACGGGGCGUACAAGCCCUCCUUCCUGACCGAACAGCAGGGUCUACAAACCCUCCUCCUCAGCAAACAGGAGUUGAAACACCUCAUCCUGGAGGCGGCCGACGGCUUCCUGUUUGUGGUCGCCGCGGAGACGGGUCGUGUGAUCUACGUGUCUGACUCGGUGACACCGGUGCUCAACCACCCGCAGUCGGAGUGGUUUGGCAGCACGCUGUAUGAGCAGGUGCAUCCUGACGACGUGGACAAGCUGCGGGAACAGCUCAGCACCUCAGAGAAUUCCAUGACAG
This is a messenger RNA of Oncorhynchus masou masou (cherry salmon), 1001 nucleotides long. Its product is annotated as aryl hydrocarbon receptor nuclear translocator 2-like. Gene Ontology annotation, cellular component: cytoplasm; nucleus; aryl hydrocarbon receptor complex. Gene Ontology annotation, molecular function: RNA polymerase II cis-regulatory region sequence-specific DNA binding; DNA-binding transcription factor activity, RNA polymerase II-specific; protein dimerization activity. Gene Ontology annotation, biological process: regulation of transcription by RNA polymerase II. The annotation marks the transcript as partial. Lineage: Eukaryota; Metazoa; Chordata; Actinopteri; Salmoniformes; Salmonidae. The transcript is spliced from 7 exons. The record is from RefSeq and is a predicted model, not a curated record.